Messenger RNA from Mucor mucedo, 1251 nucleotides. RefSeq lists its product as uncharacterized. The coding region runs from base 1 to 1251 and encodes 416 amino acids. The record is from RefSeq and is a predicted model, not a curated record. The transcript is spliced from 9 exons. Lineage: Eukaryota; Fungi; Mucoromycota; Mucoromycetes; Mucorales; Mucoraceae.
AUGUCCCACUCUGACAAAGACCAACCUGACUUGGAAUUGAUUCAUGACGGCCUCAAUUUUGACGGUAAACAGUUGGUCAAUGACGAUGACAACACCAGCGUUAUGAGCAACUCCUGUGACAACGACAGCGAUGAGAGUGAUUUCGAGGAUCAAAGCGAAGCUAUUGCUACUGCGCCUAAGCAAAAUCACGGCUGGACAACUGCUCUAGACCAACCAGGCCUGUCAAGGGAGAACGGAAAAGGUUUGAAAGGCCACUGGAGAGUUGUUUCUACUUUGGUCAGCAAGUUUUUUGUUGUUAUCGCUGCAAUCAAACGACGUGAUGCAAGUGUUAAAGUUGCCUGUGACGAGAUGGGUAAUUACUUCAAGCAUUUGGAGCGAAAGAAUGAAAAAAGUGAGUUGAAACGCAGAGCUCGCAAAAUUAAAGCAAAGAGGCAAAAGGCCUUGAAUAGUAAAGAGGCUACCUCUUCAGCUCCACGAGUCCAUGCUGAUACAGUUAAUACUAUCGUGUUUCACUUACCUUACUAUCAAAAAUAUGAAAAAGCAACACAAAAAAAAACGCGUGAGGAGGUAGACAACAUUUCACUUGUUAAUUUGAUUCAGGAAGCCAUCCGAGCCGAAAUGAAUAGAGCUGCAACUCAACUUGAUCAGAAAUUUGAACAACAGAAGAUGGAAAUUGAAGAAAAAUUUAGAAACCAAAUGGCAGCUCUUCUCGAACGUUGUUUCAAUCCCAUGGAAGAAAGGCUUCGAGACGAUGUUGCAAUAAAUGUAUAUACUGGCACUGGUGGCGCCGUUAAUACUGAAACUUUGGUGGAAAAGUUCGGCGAGAUAGAAAAGAAAAAGAAGGAUACCAAUCCUAGUCUGACAACUGCUAUUCCAAACCAAAUAAGGAAGUUAAAGGACCAGGACCAGUUUAAUGUCAAAAGCCAAUUUUGUAAAGGAAAUAAUCCUAAUAUCGCCGAUAUAGUUGGUGCACGUAUUUUGUCCAAUAUGCGUCGCGAGUGGAAAAACAGUGGGAAAGCUAACCCCGUUUUGACAGAAGAGGAAAAACGAGAGGAAGCCAGGAAAGCCGAAGAGAAGAAGGCUAAAUUCGAAAAUAACAUUGUGACUUUGGACCAAGUGAACCGGUUCAUUGUGUUGAAAUACAUGUCUGAAGAGGAGACCGAUAAUGAUUCCAAUAAAUUGGGUAUGUUUGACAGUAAUAACAAGAUGUCGUUGUAUGCCAAAAAACCUACGUAUCGUAGCAAUAAGUAA